Porites lobata is the source of this 4265-nucleotide messenger RNA. Lineage: Eukaryota; Metazoa; Cnidaria; Anthozoa; Scleractinia; Poritidae. The record is from the annotation of a GenBank genome assembly.
CCAGAAUCUUCCAAAAAUUUCUUGACAUUCAAAACAUAGACAUGGCUUCAAAUUCUUCUUCUCAAUCAAGCCAAGGAACUGGCGGUAAGUUUCUACAGUUAUCUCGGUUUUUAUACUACAACCAUGUCCCAAGGGUAUGUUAAAUGAAAUUAGGGGCAAAGCUACUGAUGAGAAGACUGUUAGAGACAGGACAGAUGCCAGAAGUUGCAAAUUAAGUACUGUAUUAAAAUACGCCGUCAAAAAUACUCUUGCGAUGUCGUAUGCAAGUCUAGGCAAAAACUCCGAGCAAAAAAAUUGAUAAACCGAAAAAACUUUCAUGAGCGAUUAUUAAAUAGCUGCAAAAUCAAUGAGGUUUACAUCUUCCUGCAAAUGUAAAACAUUCCUUUACGGCCUCGCAAUACCAAAACAAUUCUUUCCUGCAUUUUGCAGGUUCAAAAGAAAACCUUCAGAAUAAAUAUAUUUCCGGGAAAAAUGACGCGGCAUAUCAGUUCCUAAACAGGGCGUAAAAAAUUUACCGUUUCCGAGAAAUCAGGCGUUUCUAGCCCUUUCUAGCCCACUGAGAGUUCUUGGAAAGAACUUCCGCUUCUUUCUGACGUAAUGGCAGACAACUCAAAAAUUAUUUUCAUUGUAUCGUAUCGCUUCAAUACUUCACCGGCGUUCUUUACAAAGCUAGUGAUAUUCCAGAUGGAAUUCCUUUCUUGCUAAUCCUGUGUCAGAUCGACAAUUUAUUUUUUUUUUGUCAGCCAUCUCCGUGGCCAGCUCGCUCACAAAUCAGCAUAAAAUAAAUAGCACACCUGUAAGGAAUUAACGCAACAAAUAACAGCGAAAGGUGAAAAAUAUUACAAGCAUUAUGUUUACUCUCACGGUAGAUAUCUUAUACCUCACGGGAAUCUGUGCCUGCAUUUCACCUAUUUCUUAAUUAAAUUUGUGGCAGUUAGCAAGCUCUUCUGCAAGAUUCAAGAUUAAAUUGGGAAAUGUUUAAGGUGUCACAGUGCAACUGAAUGUCUGUUAAAUUAUUCAUAAAUUUAAUGUUAAAGGACCUUAGCUUAUAUGUCACGCCAGUCAGUUUAUCCACAAGCCGUCGAUUUUUUUGAGCUGUUUUUAUCUGUUCAUUUUUUAUUUUGAGAAUUUCUUACCUUACAUCUGACGUUUGCCGUAAACGUGACUCUAAUUACACACCGAAUCGCACCCAGCUGACGCGCGCUCAAUAUAAACUCGUUCACGGGCUCUUCUCCUUCCCGUCCCCCACUUUCCAGAAAGAACCCGUUACAGUGACAUGGGCAUCCUCGCGUUUUGGGCAUCCCCUUCUCAAAUUACCUUAGCGAUUUGGGUUAGGGUGAGGGUUACAGGGGAUGCCCAUAUCAUUAGGGUAAUGGAAUGGGGAUGUCCAAAACGAGGGCAUGCCCACACACUGUGACACCGAAUUCGCUACUGAGUACAGUGGAACCUCUAUUCAGAAGACACCUUCGACCGAUGCAAGUGUACUUUGAAUAGAGGUUGGGUUGGGGUUUGUAAAUAAUUAACCAACGAAGACAUUACCUUAUCGCUGAGACAUUAUAAGUUGAGUUUACACUGCAAGUGCAGUAAAUUGAAUUAGGUGAGAUAAUUCAGUCUCUGAAAGCUGCCAUCAUUGUGAUCAGUGCACACUUAAAGCUACUUAAAAAUAUCAACCCUCUUUGUGGUCAGUCACGUUUUGAGACCUAGUGCUAAUUAAAGGUGUUCCCUGAAUGGAGGUCAAACCCAGGGGACCCACAAAAUGUGUUCCUUUUCAGGCCGGAGUGUCCCUUCAAUAGAGCUAAGAUUAUGUGAACAUUUUUCCGGGACCGUAUUUUGUGUCCCCUGAAUUGAGGUGUCCUUUGAAUAGAGGUUUCCCAAAGGAGAGGUUUCACUGUAAAGUGAUUUAUCAAGAUACCUUUGCUCACUAGGUUUCGUAACAAGCAUCGAUGCUUGUCAAAGUUGCCGUAAAGAGCUCACAAAGUAUCACAAGCACUGGAGUUGUGAAAACAAUCACAAAACCUGCAAUGACUGUUACAUGGACUUGCUCUUUGAGGCACCUGGAGACGGUGGCAACCAAGAAGAAAUACAGUGUACAUGUGAGGCCGCACUUCUGCGGAUCAAGCCAAAGGUAUCUGGCCAUGGAGAGCACGUCUUUAUUUACGUUGAUGAUUCCAAUAUGUGGAUAGAAGCGAAGAAACUUGCUGCUAAGCAAGGAAACUUCAAAUGCGUAGAAGACCCGAGGUUGCGCAUGGACAUGGGAAAAGUUGCUGAAUUUGUGGCCAAAGGCAGAGAAAUUGCCUGCGAUAACCUGUAUGGAUCAGAACCACCCCCAAUAGACACUGUGUGGGAGAAAUCAAGGAGAUGUGGGUGGGACGUUAUAUUAUCAAAAAGAAGCCUUUUUACCAACAAAGAAAAACAGGUUGACCACAAAAUAGUGAAGGACAUAACCGCUUUGGUGUCUGAUAGAAGCGUCGCCAAAGGAACAAUAAUCCUCGUCAGUGGGGAUGCUGAUCUCAUACCAGCAAUAAAAGAAGGUCUGAGUAAGAAAUGGUCCUUUGAGAUAUGGAUGUGGGACAGUGGCAUAUCAAAUGCACUGAAAAAGCUAAAGGAAGACCAUCCAGAAUUAAUGUUAAUUAGCUCGUUAGAUCCCCACCUAGAAGAUAUCUCUUUUACUAAUUUUGAAUUUAGUGAAAAACAAUUAUCCUCAGAGCAGAACAAUCGAUCUGCAGUUAUAUUGAAUUUCCUUAAAACUGACGCCUGGCAAAGGGACCUAACUGCAAAGUUACGCUGGCCUUUUCAGUUCUGUUGUAUAGGAACAGACGUUGUUCUUGUUUUUUCGCUUGUGAAGCCUAAAGAUGACAAGAAAUUUUCUUCUCAUUUUGACGAAAUAUUUGAACAGCUGCAAAAAGAGUAUCCAGAAAGAGUAGUAAUUUUUCCAGCCUAUCGCCAAGAAGUUCCUAAAAAGGAAAAAAUAUCCUUCACCAACACGUAUGAGACUUUAGAAGAUGCAACUGAUCAACUAAGCCACUUCAGCAGCUAUGAUGACCUUUCUAAAAGUGAACGUCAGGCAGAACAAGGACACCUCGAUCAAGAAAAUGACUUUAACCACAAUGUCACUGACAAUGAAUUUCAAGUUGUCCGAAGUAAACAACGCAAGAAAACCCAAAAGUUUUCCGAACUUUGUGAAUAUAGGUCCCAUUGCAAGAGUGGCUUGAAUUGCACACACCGGCACACCAAGGCGGAAAAGAUUUACUUCAAAAACCCCUUCAAGCACAAAGAAUGUAAGUACAAAACCAGCUGCUGGAGUGGACCAACUAACCGCAAGUUUGCCCACUCUGAUAAAGACAGUUUCUGUCGUCUAUGCCAUAAUUGGGCACACUUGCGGAAGAAGUGUCCAAAGCAGCCCCGUGAACAGUCACCGUCAACUACAAAAUGAAUUGACCUGCCUGUGUUCAGCGAUUGGCAAUUCGGACAAAGAGAAACGGAACCUUAUUUUACCAUGGCAAUAACUAUCUGACUGAUCCUUUCACUGCCAAAGGGCAGCCAGAAAGAAACUUUUUUGAAAAAACAUUAUCCUGAAUUUGACGGCACCAAAUACCCCAAGAGCAAGGCUUCAAGCGUGAGGACGGGACGUUUGUCCACGUGGCCCGCUCCUCGCACUUGAGACGCAACCCGGCACUCUCAUGCUUGCAAAUAAAAGUGUUGCAUGACCCUGGUGCGUUUAUCUACGGCGGCUGCAGGAAAAAUCUGUUUGUUUGUUUGUAUAUUUGUUUUAAUGAAGGGUUUCUGGGGUUUACUGAAAUAGCAGAAAAACGGAUAGUCCCAAAAUAUAUUUAACCAAUCUGACUUUUCAAAUACGUGUUCAGAGCAAGUUUUAGCUGCAUAUUUUCCCAAAAAUCUGUCCCGUCUUUCAAAUUUGAGCUAAUUUGUGCUCAAUCUUUGAAUAACUUUGUUAUAAAUACUACUUUAUUAUCUUCCAUAUUGUUAUAAGAUCAUUCAGUGAAGCUAAAUUCAACAACUAGUAAAGACUAUUUUAAAAUGUUCGUGUCCCAAGCUAGUCAAAACCACAACGCACGCGGUUCUCCGUUUUCGGGGUGCGCAUGUAAGUCAGUCAGGGGCCCCUAAGGGGGAUCCCCACAGGUUUCAAUGUUACAACACAUAUGAAAUUAAAUUCCAGGACUAUUCAAGGACUUCAGGGUGUGUCAUGAGCCGUGGUUCGUAGCACUGUGUCAAACAUAAGUACAAUAAAAGGCAUGACUUACGUUGAC